This is a messenger RNA of Durio zibethinus, 704 nucleotides long. Its product is annotated as disease resistance protein RUN1-like. Lineage: Eukaryota; Viridiplantae; Streptophyta; Magnoliopsida; Malvales; Malvaceae. Gene Ontology annotation, biological process: signal transduction. The record is from RefSeq and is a predicted model, not a curated record.
UACCAGGGUUCUAUAGUUACCAAGGAAGUUUGCUUCUUGCUAUCUGCCAGCCAUUUUUUUCUUCACUGAUUUUUCUUCCCUGUUGGAGGUCUUGAAGAAGUAUCAGGCUACGAAGGGGGUUCAAAUUAGUAGGUGUAUUACGCUAUUUUUUGAGAUAAACGGAACUAUUUCAGACCCUGCAAGUUAUCGUGUUAUCCUCCUCCUACUCCAUGUUGACUCUGUCUUCUUCAUCAUCUUCUUCCAUUUAUCCAUGGAAAUACGACAUUUUCUUGAGUUUUAGUGGUAAAGAUACCGGAGAGAGCUUCACGGACCAUCUAUAUGCCGCUUUAAAUCGGUACAAAAUCAACACUUUCAGGGAUGAUAACAACCUUGAAAGAGGCGAGGACAUCGCACCCGAGCUUUUGAAAGCAAUUGGAGAAUCAUGGGGUUCAAUAAUCGUUUUUUCGAAAGGAUAUGCAUUUUCAAGUUGGUGUUUAGAUGAGCUUGCCGAGAUUGUGAAACAGAGGAAGGAAAGGGGACAUCAAGUUUUUCCGAUUUUCUAUGAUGUUGAAGUCUCUGAUUUAAGACAUCAAAGAGAGAGGGUUCAAGAAGCCUUUGACAUGCAUGGAAAGAGAUAUAAAGAGAACAAAGAUAAGAUGCAAAGGUGGCGAGAUGCUUUAUCCCAAGUGGCUAAUAUCAGUGGAUGGCCUUUGAAAGAUCAGUAA